Molecule: messenger RNA, 5573 nt
Organism: Melanaphis sacchari
Lineage: Eukaryota; Metazoa; Arthropoda; Insecta; Hemiptera; Aphididae
Product: synaptojanin-1-like
Exons: 13
Coding region: 356-5395 (1679 amino acids)
Biological process (GO): phosphatidylinositol dephosphorylation
Cellular component (GO): cytoplasm
Molecular function (GO): metal ion binding; phosphatase activity
Source: RefSeq, a predicted model, not a curated record
GAAAAAUCGAGCAUACGCAUAAUCGAUUACUACUACUACUCACCACAAGACACUAUCAACAAAUACCCAUACUAUCGCGUAUUCGUGUGUUCACCGCGAAUUGUAUUGAGCGUGAGCAUCGAGCAUUUGGCAGGCAAGCGGGUAGCCCCCAGCGGCCGAGCAAGAAAUCAAUACUUUCCACCAACACCUAGUGGACGGUGUCGUGUACGUUUCGAGAGGCGUUCUUGUCGUACACUUUGUACACCGUCUUAGUAAAAUCAAUUCUCGAGUCAAAUCUUUCCGAAAUCGAGCUACCUACUUACCACCCAUGUAUGUUUGAAUAAACCAUUUAAGUCGGGGGAGGAGGCACUGAACAAUGUCUGCCAAACAGACUCCGUCAAUCAUCGGCAAGAUUUACAGAGCCUAUGAAAAGCCAUCCAACAGUCAUUGCGUUGUUCUAGAAAAUCGUAUGCAAGCUGAAGUAUUGUUAUUUGAAAACAACACUCUAUGUACGGCCACAGCUAGUGAGUUUGACACGUUCAAACGUCAGUGUGUGAAAAUUGUAGACGCAUACGGAUGUCUUGGCGUUUUGAAUGUAAAUAUUGAUAAUAAAGUAGCACUGUUCCUGGUUUUGGUAACUGGCUGCCAAUCAGUUGGCAAGAUAUCUGAUGCAGAAAUAUUUAAAAUUACACAAACCACGUUUGUUUCAUUGCGUAAGCAACAGAGCGAUGACUAUGCAUCUGAAGUACGGAAGCUUUUAAACAGCGGUAGUUUUUAUUUUUCGAGGUAUGUUUCACAAGAUGUUCGUUUUGAUUUGACCCUGUGCGCCCAAAGACAAUGGAAUAACUGUGUUCCUGAUAAUCGUUUUUUUUGGAACCGUAAUUUACAUGUUUAUUUUAUACAUUUUGGAAUUAAUACCUCCCAAUGGUUAAUGAAAAUUGUUUGUGGCAGUAUUGAGAUAAAAACUGUCUAUGCAAGACAUAAACAAGCCAGAAUUGCUAUAAUAUCAAGAUUGAGUUGUAGAAGAGCUGGAACUAGGUUUAAUGUCCGUGGUUGUAAUGAUGACGGUUAUGUUGCAAAUUUUGUUGAAACUGAACAAGUAAUCUACUUGGAUGAUGAAGUCACUUCUUUUGUGCAAAUAAGAGGUAGUGUACCACUAUUUUGGGAACAACCAGGAAUGAAUGUUGGAGCACAUAAAGUAAAACUGUCAAGAAGUAUAGAAUCUUCAGCAGAUGUUUAUGAGAAACAUGUUAAGUCACUAAUAGAUUGUUAUGGUAAUAUAAUUUUCAUUAAUUUAUUAGGUGGAGCUAAUUCAAACAGUAAAGAAAAUGAAUCUGCUUUGAGCUAUGCGUUUGAACAAAAACAUUCCACCUCAGCAUUUUCUUUCAUACCAUUUGUUGCAUUUGAUUAUCAUCAAGAGGUUAAAAGUAAUGGAGAUAAAAGUCUACAAAAAUUGAAAAACUCAGUUGAUCCAUAUUUAGAUUCAUUUGGUUUGUUUUACGCAAAAGGUAACUCUGUUGUUAAACAUCAAACAGGCUCUAUGAGAAUAAACUGUACUGAUUGCCUUGAUCGUACAAACUGUAUUCAAAAAUUUUUUGCUUUGGAAGUAUUGGCCAAACAACUUGAAUUUCUUUGUCAAAAUGAAACUGAUCAAAUAAUAUCAAGAUUUGAAGAAGUAUUUCAACAGCUUUGGGUAAACAAUGGCAAUGAAAUAAGUAGAAUAUACGCUGGUACUGGCGCAAUACAAGGUGGAUCAAAAUUAUUGGAUGGAGCUAGAUCUGCAGCCAGAACUAUUCAAAAUAAUCUGUUGGAUUCUAGUAAACAAGAAGGAUUUGAUAUAUUAUUAUCUGGUAAUGCCUUUAACAAUGAAUUGUUAGCAAAAGCUAAAGCAUUACUUCCUUAUAACACUUGGCAAUGUCAUCCAGAUUUAGCAGAAGAAAUGUGUAAAAAAUAUAAAUCAUAUACUUACAAGAGUAAUUUAAGAAUUUCUAUUGCUACAUAUAAUGUAAAUGGAGGUAAACAUUUUUUGAAUUUUGAUUCUAGUAACUUAGAAUCAUUAUCCAAAUGGCUCUUGGAUCCCUAUAAAGUAUCUUUAUUUGAUCCAUCAAAAAAGUUCUUCCUAAAUGACAAUAAUAAUCUUCCUGAUAUUUAUGCAAUUGGAUUUGAAGAAAUUGUUGACUUAAAUGCUAGCAAUAUUAUGGCUGCUAGUUCAAACAAUGCAGACUCGUGGAGUAAAAGCCUUAAAAACAUUUUGUCUUCUAAAAGGGAUUAUGUCCUACUUACUAGUACACAACUAGUUGGCGUUUGUUUAUUUAUAUUUGUUAAACCAGAGCUAUUACCUUAUAUUAAAGAUGUAACUACAGACUCUGUUAAGACAGGAAUGGGAGGUACAACUGGUAAUAAAGGAGCUGUGAUGGUGAGAUUUACUUUAGAUGCUACAAAUCUUUGUUUUAUAUGCUCCCACUUUGCUGCUGGGCAAUCACAAGUUGCUGAUCGUAAUGCAGACUUCAAUGAAAUAGCAAGAAAAUUGAAAAUUCCUAUUCAAUCAAAUGAUUAUGUUUAUUGGUGUGGAGAUUUUAAUUAUCGGGUGGAUAUGGAUCGCUUAGAUCUCAUAAAUCAUGUACUAGAUGGAGACUUGGAAGAAGUUCUGAAAUAUGAUCAACUUUUAGCACAAUGCAGAGAUAAAAAAGUAUUUGAAAAUUUCUUUGAAGCUCCUAUAACAUUUCCUCCAACCUACAAAUAUGACAUACUAUCAGAUGAAUAUGACUCUAGUGAUAAAUGUCGUACACCGGCUUGGACUGAUCGUGUACUUUGGUACUGUAAUGAAAAUAAUGAUUGGCCUAAUGGUAAACAAGUAUUCUAUGGACGUGCUGAAAUUAAAGAGAGUGAUCAUAGGCCUGUAACAGCUUCUUAUGAAAUUGAAAUACUGUGUAUUGAUCAAGCUCUAAGGGAAAGAGAAUUAAAUGUAUUAUGGAAUGAAUACGGACCAAUUGAUGGUGUUAUUUUAGUACAUAUUGAAAACACUGACUUUCCUUUAAAUGAUGAAUCAUUUAAAAAUAUAAUGCUUCAAGGUUUGGGUUCUUUUGGUAAAAUUUUAAAUGCAAGAUAUUUCACAGAUCAUGCUGAAAUCAUCUAUGAAAAUGGUCGUUUUGCAGCUAAUGCUUUAAAAAUAAAACAAAUAUCAAUUUAUAACUAUACUUUAAUUUUAACUGCUAAAAAUAAUAAUUGGGCAUUAGCUAUAAAAAAUGAGAUCGAAACUAUCACUAACAAUAUAGUGCCCUUAUGGACAGACAAGUUGAGAUCUGCUCCAAUGAGACCUCCAUUACCUGCAAGAUCUGAUCAAAGUCCAAGUUCAGAUGGAAUGCCGAACUAUCCACCACCUUCAAACGUUCCUUUACCGCCACUGCCCCCAAGACAACGAAUGCCUCCUCCACUCCCUCCCAGAAAUGCAACCAUGAUGUUAAAUAAAUGGAUGCAAAAUUUGGAUCCAAGCUCUCAAGAUUUGUACUUAUGUAAUUUUCGAGUGUCAGUUGAGGGCGAAUGGUUAUGUUUACGUGAAAUAACUGAUGAUCCGUUAUCUGAUAUUUUUCCAUCACAAUGUCUCACUUCUCCAGACUUACCAUUCUUAUUAGAUCGUGACCCUGUGUUGAUCGAGAGACGUAACCUGGUAAACAUAUCCAAGCUGAUUGUUAAAGAACUAAUUGAAAACUCAUUGAAAAAUGGACGUAUGCUUGAUUCAGAUCAUGCACCUUUACAACAUUUUUUUAUUGUCUUGGAGCAUGUCCUUAGACAUGGGUUACGCCCUAAGAAAGGACUUUUGGGUCCCAAAAAAGAAUUAUGGGAUAUAUUGCAAACUGUUGAAAAAUUAACACCGGAUGCACAAGAAUUAACAAAUAGUAUUCGAGAUUUACCUACUGUCAAAACUCCAAUGGGUAGAGCAAGAGCUUGGUUAAGAGUAGCCUUAAUGCAAAAAAAGUUGGCUGAUUAUUUAAAAAUUUUAGUAGACUAUCGUGAUGAAGAAUUAGUAGAUUAUUUUGAACCUGAUGCUCUAAUGAUGAGUGACGAAGCUAUUAUUAUUGUUGGCCUUUUGGUGGGCCUUAAUGUUAUCGAUUGCAAUUUGUGUAUUAAGGAAGAAGAUUUAGAUUCACAACAAGGUGUAAUUGAUUUCUCAUUAUAUCUACGCUCAAGCCACCACCCUAAUCAUCAUAUACAAGGCACUGUCAGUUGUCCUGAUAGUCCUUUAGGUCUUGAAUCAGAAAAUAUGAAUGUAGUACUUGAUCAAAAAAAUUAUAUAGAAGAACUUAAUUGCCAUCUUAAGGCAACUGUGGCAAAUUUAGAGUCAAAAGUAGAAACACUUACAACGUCUAAUACUUUGAUUAAAGAAGAACUUGAUAUGGCCAAUAACAGUUAUGCAAUGUUGAAAGAAGAAAACCAAUUAAUUAAAAAUCAGUUGAUGAAGCAAAAUGAUUCCAAAAAUACUGAACCUUUAAUUAUUGAUAUUCCUACUGGAGACAUGGAUACGCUUAAGCAAUUUGCAGAAAAUGAAAAAAAACAAAGAAUUGAAGCUGAAAAGGAACUUCAUUUACAAAUGAGCCUUAAAGCUGAAAUGGAGGUUGCAAUGAAACUUUUAGAAAAAGAAAGUCGAGAAAAACAAGAAAAUAUUGUUUCACUAAGAAAACAAUUAGAUGACAUAAAAAUGAUUAACUUGGAAAUGUAUAAAAAAUUACAGGAGAGUGAGAGUUCGCUUAAGCACAAGUCAGAGUUUGUUUCUAAAUUGGAAUCAAAAAAUGUAACAUUAACAGAGGCUUUGAAAAAAACUGAAGAGGUAUCGAAAAAAAAUGAAGAGGAAAAGAAAAAAAUAUCUGAUUCAAUACUUAGAUACCACGAUCAAAUUGCUGGACAGACAUCAACUAUUGUAAAAUUAAAAGAAGAUUUAAUUAGAGAACAACAAUCAAAGAUUAACCUUGAAGAACAAUUAUUCAAAGCAGGAAAUCAAACAACUCGUCUUGAUGAAGAAAUUAUCCAACUUAAAGCAAUGUCAAAUGAGUAUAUUAAUUUACAAGAGGAACAUCAUAGAUUGACAGAGAAGUAUCGAGGCCAAGAACGAGCACUUGAAGAGUUGGCCGAUCAGUUAAAAAGGGAGAUAUUAAAGUCCAAUGAACUGGAAGAAGCUGCUAACAGUACAUUGGCACAAGCUCACUGGGAACGUGACAAUGAAGUGGCCAAUUGCAAAAAAUGUGAAAAAGAAUUUAGUUUAACGAGAAGAAAACAUCACUGUAGAAACUGCGGUGGAAUAUUUUGUGCAUUGUGUUCAGACAACACAAUGAUGUUGCCAUCAUCUGCUAAACCCGUUCGUGUUUGUGAUGACUGCAACUUAUUGCUUGUUGAAAGAUACUCUGUCGUGCCAAACAAUUGACAUAAGUAUUAAUGAUAGUUAAAAAAUUUUCAUACAUAAAGUUAAACCUAAUAGGUAUUUUUAUUUUAUUAUAUAACAACUUAUGCCAUUAAGAUGAAUGAUCUAUAGUUAUAUUAAAUUUAUAUUUUUUAUUAUCAUUACUCAUUACUUUAAGUUAUAAUUUUUAUCUGUUAGGAAG